GCCGCCGGCCCCGGCCCGCGCCUUGGUUUCAGCACCGCGGACAGCGGCGUCGGCAUGAGCGGGCUAAACCCAGGUCCCGCGGUGCCCAUGAAGGACCACGACGCCAUCAAGCUCUUCGUGGGGCAGAUCCCGCGGGGCUUGGACGAGCAGGACCUCAAGCCGCUGUUCGAGGAGUUCGGCCGCAUCUACGAGCUGACGGUGCUGAAGGACCGGCUCACCGGCCUCCACAAAGGAAACAACCUGAGCCAGCCUCUUCCUCCUCAGGCUGUGCCUUCCUCACCUACUGCGCCCGGGACUCUGCUCUCAAGGCCCAGAGUGCACUGCACGAGCAAAAGACCCUGCCUGGGACUGCAACCUGAGUCCUGUCGGUGUUUCGGCCCCCACCCACAGCCUGGUACACUGCAGGUGCUACACCACCAGCGGAUGAAUCGUCCGAUCCAAGUGAAGCCGGCUGCCAGUGAGGGCCGAGGAGAGGACCGGAAGCUGUUUGUGGGGAUGCUGGGCAAGCAGCAGGGUGAAGAGGACGUCAGACGCCUGUUCCAGCCCUUCGGUCAUAUUGAGGAGUGCACAGUUCUGCGGAGCCCUGACGGGACCAGUAAAGGCUGUGCCUUUGUCAAGUUCGGGAGUCAAGGGGAAGCUCAGGCGGCCAUCCAGGGUCUGCACGGCAGCCGGACUAUGGCGGGCGCCUCGUCCAGCCUCGUGGUCAAGCUGGCAGAUACAGACCGCGAGCGAGCGCUGCGGCGAAUGCAGCAGAUGGCUGGCCAGCUGGGUGCCUUCCAUCCCACACCACUGCCACUUGGGGCCUGUGGCGCCUACACCACAGCGAUCCUGCAGCACCAGGCAGCCCUGCUGGCAGCUGCACAGGGCCCGGGCCUAGGCCCUGUAGCUGCAGUGGCAGCCCAAAUGCAGCACGUGGCGGCUUUCAGCCUGGUGGCUGCGCCGCUGUUGCCUGCAACAGCCAACUCCCAGCCUGGCAGUGGUCCUGGCACUCUCGCCGGUCUUCCAGCGACCAUUGGGGUCAAUGGAUUUGGCCCAUUGACUCCCCAGACCAACGGGCAGCCAGGCUCUGACACGCUCUACAAUAAUGGGCUCUCUCCUUAUCCAGCCCAGAGCCCUGGUGUGGCUGACCCCCUGCAGCAGGCCUACGCUGGGAUGCACCACUAUGCAGCAGCCUAUCCGACGGCCUAUGCCCCAGUGAGCACAGCUUUUCCCCAGCAGCCUUCAGCCCUACCCCAGCAGCAAAGAGAAGGCCCGGAAGGCUGUAAUCUCUUCAUCUAUCACCUGCCUCAGGAGUUUGGUGAUGCAGAACUCAUACAGACAUUCCUGCCCUUUGGGGCCGUUGUCUCUGCCAAAGUCUUUGUGGAUCGAGCCACCAACCAGAGCAAAUGUUUUGGGUUUGUUAGUUUUGACAAUCCAACCAGUGCCCAGACUGCUAUUCAGGCCAUGAACGGCUUUCAAAUUGGCAUGAAGAGGCUCAAGGUCCAGCUAAAGAGGCCUAAGGAUGCCAACCGGCCUUACUGAUCUGCUCUCACUGACUAGCCACAGAAAGAAACUGACGAGUGAGAAGAAAGGGAAGAAAAAGCACAGAAACGCUGGAGCAGCCCUUCCGGAAGGAGCAGCUGCAGAUGGAAGUGGAUCAGACCUGAGGCUGGCGCCUGGGGCUCAGGCCACUCAAGGAUUGUUCUUAUCAAGUGGGUUGUUCUGCACCUGUGGCAGAGAGCUCAGGCUGUCAGGGCAACCAGGACUGGUUGAGAACUGACUGUCUGGGGAACCAGCAGAGGGCCUUGGGGGUGCCAAGGGCUUCUCUACAAGGGAAGCCCAGAUUUACUUCUUUCAAAAUCAUAUCAUUCCUUAGAGUUUAGGGACCAAAGGACUAUUGCUUUUUUUAAGAAUAUAUAUAUAUCUAUAUCUAUAUAAAUUAAAACAAACAAGAAAAAACCACAAGAGAAAUUUAAAAAGACAGUAUAGAGUCUCAUAAAAGCUGCCUUUAAAUAUCCCUAGGAGACAGGGUGAAGGAGACCUUUGAUAGCACCAGCCUAGGCAAUGGGAGGGCGUGGAAAGAUUGUCUUGUGUCUCAUCCCCUCUUAAACCACUCCCCCACCCUUCCCUUUUCAAGAUAAUUAAGGACUCAAGAGGUCCAGGCUCAUAAAAAGAAGGUUAUGGAAGCAGUGAACCUAUAAUCUCCAAUCUCCAGCCUCAGAGGUCAUCCCUGAGGAGGCCCCAAGAGGGGUUCAGGCCUGCCUUGAUUCUGUCAUCCUACAAGGACUCCUGGGCAGCAGAAGUGAUAACCUCCCUUUCCUUCUCAAUGGCUUCUCUCAUGGAACCACUGCUUUCCCAAGAAGGAAGAAAGAGGGAGUUUUGGCCACAUGAGCUUUUUUCAUCCCAGUCAGUCCAAAUAGACAGAGGCCUUGCCUUUGGCUGAACUGAGACACCUCCUGUUUCUCCUCCCCUUGAGCCAGCCCCAGUGUCCCCUUGCUCCAGGCCACCUUCUGUCUCUUAAAUUUCCCUACCUAUAAAGUAGAUUCAAGAUAUACGUAGAGGGCUGUGACAACAGACUUGGAAGGUUUGCUACUGUAUAUACUGCCAUUGAGAAGGGGAUAAUUUUCAAUAUGUAGAAGCUUCAGAAUUAGGGGUCCCUGUUUACCCAGGACCUGGGAGGGAAAUAGAUGUUUUGCCAAAAUACUUCUUCAUUCCUUUAAAAAGUACAUCUUUCCUAUGCAAGAGUGUCUCAUAUGUGCUUAUCCAAGGUGCUUUUAGAUGGUGAGCAGUGUUCAGCUUAGAAGUGGUGUGUGCUCUGUCUGUCCGUCUUUGUCUGUCUGUUGUAUCCAGUGGGUGCCAUAUAAAGCUGAUCAAUGGUGGUGCUUCCUGCCUGCUUCUGUGAGAUGGGCAAAAGAUUCCGCUUAGAAAACCGUGAUUCACCUUGCCUUGGUCAGUCUUUCCUGUGCCCACAGGCCCUGCUCAUAUUUUUCCAGGGGGAUAAUUUUCUCUCUACCCCAUAGAAAUGAAUUAGCCUAGUCUGAGGCCCCAGCUGUGUGUGGGAGCUCUCUAGUUCCCAGAUGUUGCUGAUGUUGGAGGUCUCUGAUCUGAUAACAGUCAGACAGUAAAGAAUGUGGGGUGGGGUCAGAGGAUUCUUCCUUCAUAUGGUUUCUAAGAAAACUUGUUCCCACCUGUUCCUCUUGUCUUUGACUCAUUUUUGGAGGGAAUGGGAAUAAAAAUUAACAUUACCAGGUAAGGCUCAGUGUACAUCCACCAAUAAUUUUCAUCAGAGAGAGGAACCAGUGCUAAGGGGAUGUGUAUACCAGCAUAAUGCUGACACAUAGUUGGAGUACCCUGGACACAGGUGGGGAUAUGCAGCCCCUGCACACUCGAACAGAUAUUCACCUAGAGGAAAAGAGAGCUCUCAGUGUUAGGUGCUAAACAUGGUUCUGGGUGCUGGGACUUAGGUGCAGACUACAAUACCUGGAUAAGGGGAAAGACAGGCCAUGAAUGCAGUUACAAUGGAGGGUCACACAGGGUCUGUGCCAGUAGGAAGAAGAAAACCAAAUUUGGGCUUAUUGGUAGGGGAGAUCAGAGAAAGUCUUUCUGAAGGAGAUUAAGAAAGAGGAGUGUAAUCCCAGCGGUUUGGGAGGCUGAGGCAGGAGGAUCACAAUUUCUAGGCCAGCAUCAGCAACUUAGUGAGGCCCUAAGCAGCUUAGCAAGACUCUGUCUCAAAAUAAAAGAUAAAAUAAAAGGGCUGGGGAUGUGGCUCAAUGGUUAAGUGCCCCUGGGUUCAAUCUCUGGCAUCCAAAAAAAUAAAAAAAAAUAGAAAAAAGAAAAAAAAAAGAUGUAGGCGUGUCACCAAGGAUAAACUGGAACAAUUUGGACUAAGUCUUUGGAAAGCUGCAUCAUUUUGAAAAAUUAUUUUUAUCUACCAAGAAAUAAUACUGGUUACCAUUUAUUUCAUUGUCUACCAUGUUUCAGAUAAUGGGCACACCAGAUAAGACUGACCCAUUUCUAUUUCUACCCUGAAUCUUAACUCAUUUCUGAGUCAUGUUAAGACACUUGCACCAAAAUGACAUUUAGGAUAUUUUGCUUCAUACUAUAGGGUGUGAGCUAGGGACUGGCCAACUGACUCCGUAGUUUCAGAGUUUAAUAUGAUCUAGACCAGGGGACAGCAAACUAUGAGCUUGUGGGCCAAAUUUGGCCUAUGGCCUAUUUUAUAUAAUGUACAAACUAAGAAUGGUUUUUACAUUUUUAAAGUGUUUUCUAAGCAAAGAAAAAGAAACAAAAUGAGACAAAGGCCAUAGGUGGCUCAUAAAGCCUAAAAUAGUUAUUUUCUCCUUUAGACAAAAAGUUUGCUGACCCCUAAUAAAAUUGUAGAAGACUUGCAUAAUGUCUGAAUUUGAAAAAUAUGGUAUUUGUGUCUCUGUUUGUGUGUACAUGUAUUAGUCUAUACUUUUUUCUGUUGCAAGUAUCAAAAACUCAAACCUGGUUAAGCCAAUAGGAGAUUAAUUAGUGUACAUAACUGAUAAAUCAAAGGAUGUGUCUGCCUUCAGACCUGGAUGUCUAGAGGUUCAAUGAUGAUUUUUCUAUUUCUUGACUUUACUUCCUUCUUUUUGGUCUAUCUAGCUCUAGCUCUGAAAUCCUAGGGACAACUUUGGCCAGCUUUGGACAUGAACCUAUCUCUAGGAUGGAAGAUUGGGCCACCAUAAUUGACAACUUCACCAGGACUGUGAGGAGGAGAGAAAUGGGUCCCCAAAGGAAGGAAUGAUGGGCAGAUAAGCAAUUUGUGUUCAGUAUAUUUCACCCUUUAUUUCAUCCACCUAUACUUUUCUUAAUAAGCAUACAAUUUCAAAAUGUACCUGCCUAAUAAUGCAGUGAUUCUAAACCCAACCAAAAACAUACUCACCCACUUCCAGUGGUAGAGAAAACAGUGUCAUAUCUAGUUGCUUUACUCAUUCAGGGUCUCUUGAUCAGGUAUGGAUAUGAAUUAUUAAGAUUUUGCAAUUGAUAGCUAAAAGAUAAGUUUAGUUAUCCCUAUAUAAUCAAUAUGAAAUAGCAGAGGAAAAUGGGAUCACAAUUUUGAAAAAGUCUUCCAUUUGGAAUAAGGGAGAAGAGAAAACAAUCUCUAAUCUACAGCGCACAGCAAGCGCAUCCUUCUAGACAGUGGAGUGAAUUUCUUAUCAAUAAAAUUAAUUGGUCUUGGUCCUUUCCAUGGGGGAAAUAUCUCCUUUAUCCAUUGUUGUUUAUGGACAUCCCUAAGAUGACCCAUCUAUAACUGUAACAUCCCACUUCCCUCUGACAUGGUUUUGGGAUAAAGAUUACGUUAGAAAUCCA
Molecule: messenger RNA, 5316 nt
Organism: Ictidomys tridecemlineatus (thirteen-lined ground squirrel)
Lineage: Eukaryota; Metazoa; Chordata; Mammalia; Rodentia; Sciuridae
Gene: Celf6
Product: CUGBP Elav-like family member 6
Molecular function (GO): RNA binding
Source: RefSeq, a predicted model, not a curated record